This is a messenger RNA of Prunus armeniaca (apricot), 201 nucleotides long. The record is from the annotation of a GenBank genome assembly. Lineage: Eukaryota; Viridiplantae; Streptophyta; Magnoliopsida; Rosales; Rosaceae.
AUGGAUGCUAGUUUGUUCAGGGCUGUGGUUUUGAUGAGCAUGCUUGUGCUUGCAAUAGCUCAAGCUGAUAUUAAUCCCUUCGAAAUGGCAACACUUUUGGUCAAAUUGAUGACGUCUCUAAUCCUUCCAAUACAAACCUUGUGGUUCCAAAUGGUCAUCUUAUUCCUUGUGGUUUAUGAUGUGCGAGGAAAUGCAUGUUGA